AUGAACUUUAGUCAAAUCUUUCCAGGAGUGAUAUUUGCUUAAUUUUCACCAAAUAGUAAGUUUAUAGUGUUAAGCAAUGGAACAAGAGUAAUUGUCAAAGAAACUGAAUAAUUAUAAUCUAUAAAUUUUAGUCAUUCAUAAAUCACAGAUGCUUAAAUUUAAUAAAUAGAAAUAUCACCAAAUAGUGAAUUAGUUGCAUUAAGUUAUCCUAAAAAGGGAUAUAUAGAAAUUAGAAAGUUAGAUGAUAGAAAUUGGUGUGCAAGAAUUGAUGAUAGUAUUGAAUUGAUUUAAUGGUAUCCAGAUUCUAUUUAAUUAGCAGUGAUUAGUGAAUUUUAAGUAAAAAUAAAUUAAUACAAAAUAGAUUAAAGCAUCAAUUUACAAUUUAAAUAAUAAAAAUGUUACUCAUUUUAAAAACCAAAAAUAAAUUUCAUUUAGUCAUAAUGGUAGAUUUAUGGUAAUGAGUGAAAGAAAGGAUGAGAAAGAUUUUAAUGGAGUUUAUAGUGUGAGAGAUUGGAAAUUAUUAAAUUAUUAAUCUUCAGAUACUUUAGAUACAGCAUUAUUAUAAUGGUCUUAUAAUGAUUCAUUCAUAGGUGUUUAAGACACAGAAUUGAAUGUAAGAAUAUAAAUAAUAAUAUAUUAAUUAGUUUCGUUUAAAUCUUCAUUGUCCUUGCUAAGGAUUAUAAAUGAGAUUUGAACCAUACACAUAUUCUUUAGGAAUAAAAGUAAGUAGAUUUGGUAACUAAAGUGAUUUAAUGGCAGUUGGAGCAAAUGAUGAAAAAUUAAGAAUAAUAAAUUUAUUAACUCUUAAAUAAAUAACAGAAUUAGAACAUAAAAUAACAAAAGAUGUAUUAAUAUAUAAAGAAGAGGAAUAUUCUGAUUAAUAUUCAUAGAGAGUAGUUACAAAAUGUAUAUUAAAUGAUAAUAAUAUAAUUAGUUACUUAAAUGGAAUAGGGUUGUAAAAUAAAUGUAUCAAAAACAUAAAAUGGUAUUAGUUUGUUAGAAUGGAGUUAUAAAGAUGAUUAUAUAGCUACAAAAUUUGAUGGUAUGUAAAAUUGUGUAUUUAUUUGGGAUAUGGAAUUAUUAACAUUAAAAGCAAUAAUGGUUUAAAUAUUACCAAUUAAAUUUUUUACAUGGUCAAAGAAUUCUACAACUUUAACAGUAUGUACAGGAAGUAGUAAGAUUUUCUUUUGGAAUCCUAAUUGUACAUCUGCUUGUGAUAUGCCAUUUGAUAAAAAUUUCCAUGUUGUUAAAAUAGAUUGGAGCAGUGAUCAAAAAAGUAUGUUACUUUUUGAUAAAUCUGAUGUUGUAGUUGCCUAUCCUGCUCUAGAUGAUAGUUUUUGA
Messenger RNA from Paramecium sonneborni, 1341 nucleotides. Lineage: Eukaryota; Ciliophora; Oligohymenophorea; Peniculida; Parameciidae. The record is from the annotation of a GenBank genome assembly.